CAUUUCCACCUCCAUCUUCGAUUUAUCAGUCGUUUCUGGAAACCUCUCUUCCCACCACAGAGCCAUGGCUUCUCUCUUAUCCAACGGUAUCUCCAUCUUCUCUCCCCAACCCACUUCCGACCCCCCCAAGUUCCCAAACCCCUUCCACCCCAACUUCCUCAAGCUCCAAACCCACUUCCGACCCUCCUCCUCCCGCGUCGUCAAGGUCCGCGCCGACGUCAGCUACGACCCCACCACCACCUCCCCCGACCCGACCAACAACUCCCCAGCUAAGCUCUCAACAAUUGAGGAGUUUCUCCGCAACCGCGACUACGACAAGAAAUUCGGGUUCAACAUAGACAUAGAUUCGAUUUCGAUUCCCAAGGGGCUGUCGAGAGAGACCAUUUGUUUGAUCUCCAAGAUUAAAGAAGAGCCGGUUUGGAUGCUUGAGUUUCGUUUGAAAGCUUACGAGAAAUUCCUGACCAUGAAGGAGCCCAACUGGUCUGACAAUCGAUACCCACCUGUGAAUUUUCAAGAUAUGUGUUACUAUUCUGCGCCCAAGAAGAAGAAGAGCUUGAAUAGCUUGGAUGAGGCCGACCCGGAAUUGCUCAAGUACUUUGAUAAGUUGGGUGUGCCUUUGAAUGAGCAGAAUCGGCUGGCGAAUGUUGCGGUUGAUGCAGUGUUGGACAGCGUCUCGAUCGCCACGACGCAUAGGAAGACUCUGGAGGAGGCUGGGGUGAUCUUCUGUUCGAUUUCGGAGGCGAUUAAGGAGCACCCGGAUUUGGUGAAGGAGUAUUUGGGGAAGGUGGUGCCGCCUGGGGACAAUUACUAUGCUGCUUUGAAUGCUGCAGUUUUUAGUGACGGCUCGUUUUGUUAUAUUCCGAAAGAUGUGAAAUGUCCUAUGCAAAUUUCGACUUACUUCAGGAUCAAUGCGCUGGAGACGGGGCAGUUUGAGAGGACUUUGAUUGUGGCGGAGGAUAGGAGUUUCGUGGAGUAUUUGGAGGGGUGCACAGCUCCUUCUUAUGACCGGAACCAGCUUCAUGCCGCGGUGGUGGAGUUGUAUUGUGCUGAGGGUGCGGAGAUUAAGUACUCCACGGUGCAGAAUUGGUAUGCUGGGGAUGAGGAAGGGAAGGGAGGGAUAUAUAAUUUCGUUACCAAGAGAGGGCGUUGCGCAGGGGUGAGGUCUAAGAUAUCUUGGACUCAGGUGGAGACAGGGUCUGCCAUUACUUGGAAGUAUCCGAGUGUUGUUCUGGAGGGUGAUGAUUCUGUGGGGGAGUUUUACUCGGUGGCUUUGACUAAUAACUAUCAGCAGGCAGACACAGGGACAAAGAUGAUACACAAGGGGAAGAAUACAAGAAGUAGGAUUAUUUCAAAGGGUAUAUCAGCUGGGAAUUCAAGGAACUGUUAUCGGGGCCUUGUUCAGGUUUUUUCACAGGCAGAGAAUGCUCGAAAUUCCUCACAGUGUGAUUCAAUGCUUAUUGGAGAUAACGCUGCUGCCAACACCUACCCAUACAUUGAGGUCAAGAAUCCCACAGCUCGCAUUGAACACGAAGCCAGUACCUCCAAAAUUGGUGAGGACCAGCUAUUUUACUUUCAGCAAAGGGGAAUAGACUAUGAGAAAGCCAUGGCUGCCAUGAUAUCUGGUUUUUGCCAGGCUGUAUUCAAUGAGCUUCCUGAUGAGUUUGGGUCUGAGGUGAAUCAACUGAUUGGCUUGAAGCUUGAAGGAACAGUGGGGUAGAUAAUUGUAACAGGACAUAUAAGGUGAGUCAAGCAAAUCCAAUCUUUUUGUCAAUGGGUGUAAAAUCCUAGUUUGCAAGAGACCUUGUCCUUGUACCUUAUAAGAUGGCUAGAAUAUGCACAAGUAUGUACAUAAAUAUUUGAUGUAAAUGUGUAUCCUCUGUUGCCAGAUUGUCCCACAGUAACUUGUUGAGAUAGAAGCACUAAUAACGCGCAGAAAACAUGUUGUGACAGAACUUUGCUUCUUGUUUGGCAUUAAUGUGCUGGUUAUGAAUUACUCUUUAAGCUCAAGAAUGUGUCAAAGUUGCCCAUUUUA
Molecule: messenger RNA, 2032 nt
Organism: Rosa chinensis
Lineage: Eukaryota; Viridiplantae; Streptophyta; Magnoliopsida; Rosales; Rosaceae
Product: UPF0051 protein ABCI8, chloroplastic
Exons: 2
Coding region: 65-1717 (550 amino acids)
Biological process (GO): iron-sulfur cluster assembly
Source: RefSeq, a predicted model, not a curated record